GUGUGCUGACUAAGUGUAAGGUCACCACGAUGUAAGCCGCACUAGAACUCAAAGCUGUACUAUCUGUCCCACGACCAGCAGCCUACAUCGAGAGUUAUCCUCUUCUUCCUUGCAAUAAUCUUCUAGUCGCAUAGUGAAUGGCGGAGAGCAAGGGUCCCACAACUAACGGUUCAGUGAACAAGUUCGCCAUGUCUCGAGCGCUCGGGGCUGCAUUUCUAAGCCACCAAGUCGAACAACUGGAGAAAUCAGUUACACGUGGGCCAGCAUCUGGAAACUGGAGAGACCGUCGUCAUCCGCAAGCCGACUCGGGUAAUUCCAAUCGUCGCGGUGUUAUCAACCACACACCCAAGCAGCGCCCAUCUUCAGGCAAUAGGUCCACGAAGAAGUCUGCUGCUGAAGCUGUAGCUGAAAGAGAGCAUAUCGAGGUCAAGGUUCAAAAGCCCAGGAAAUCGAGCGAGGAAGCGAGGGGCGACAAGGACGCUGAUAUAGUAGUGGUUGAUGCGAGUGUAUUGGUACAUGCCCUCCACCAGGUGAAGAAAUGGUGCAGAGAUGGACGUGAUGAAAUCGUUGUUGUACCCCUUGAAGCCUUGAAUACUCUUGAUUUACUCAAGAAGGGAACAAGUCCUCUCGCCCAGCGCGCGCGUUCAGCUUCACGAAUCUUAGAGGCUCAAGUUGGUACAAAUCCUCGUAUCCGUGUUCAGCGAGAUGAUGCCUUCGUUCCGUGGGACCGCAUCGAGUUCAAGGACUUGACACCAGAUGAUUCUAAGGACAAGAUUACAUCGCAGCCACUCCACCUCUCUGGUUCUCCAGAGUGGGUUCGGCGCAUGAUUUGCUGCGCACGUUGGGAAGUUGAUCACGUCGCUGAAACUCGUGCUUCAACGAGCGACAAACUAAAAGUCGUUCUUGCUAUCCUUUCCCCUUCUGCUGCUCCAGCUCAGGUUGGUCGAACUGAGGCAAUGCCCGAACUCUCCUCUCCGGUACCCCUUCCAGCUCCGAGUCCACACACUCACAAGUAUGAGCCUCGUUCAGCUGGCCUAUUGAUCGGACAUUGGGCUACUCGGGCUGGUAUCACUCUCUUAGAAGUGGAACCUUCCGCAUCGCCAUUUGUCCCGCCUUCAUCAAACCACCCUCGUAAUCCUGAUGAUGACGAUAGAGGAAAACGACAGGCUGGUCGAGGUAGACGUAAUUCCCAUACUGCUCCAGGGGGUCUUCCUAUCGCUCGAGGCACCGGGCUAGUGGAGCGCCCUGCUGCCGUUAUGCAAAUGAUGGAGGUGGUCUCUCAGCCUAGCAAGGUCGUCCGUGUUCUUGCUAGAGGCGAGAAACUGGAACCAGACCCAUAAUCCUGAUUAUGUGACAUUUUUGAAUACAAGGUGUGUUCACUUUAGCUUAUGGAAGUUGACUACUGAUCAACACAGUAGAGGUAUAUGCCUGUUCUUCGGUUCCAAGGCCGUUCCAGCUCCGUCUCGAUUAACGACGUCAUGGAAAGUAUUGGAAGCCUCACAGAUCACCCAUACUCGCUCUGCCUCAUUCCUCGGAGCAUGGAUUCUGCAGGAAAUAUCUCCAGGCAUCUUUGUGUGGUCUCUUUGCUUCGAGUGUGCAGUCCUUAUGAUGGUCUAACCACAGCAGUUACGGAACCAGCGUUCAUGAUAACUUUUAACU
This is a messenger RNA of Suillus bovinus, 1659 nucleotides long. RefSeq lists its product as uncharacterized. The transcript has 3 exons. The coding region runs from base 138 to 1340 and encodes 400 amino acids. The record is from RefSeq and is a predicted model, not a curated record. NCBI's taxonomy places the organism in Eukaryota, Fungi, Basidiomycota, Agaricomycetes, Boletales, Suillaceae.